UUUCGACGAAAGUUCCGAGUUGCAUUCCGAUGAAAGUGAAUGGAUUCACAGUGUAGAGAGUGAAAACGUUUCCGACUUUGUGUCGCAACGAAACGAUUCACCGAGAAUUUCGCGUGGUUCGCUGGACGCUUCGCGGAUCGCGUGGGCGUCCUGCCUUCCGAGUUCCGAGUCUCCUGGCCCACGCUCUUCGCAACACUUUAUUUACGCGUUCUCCUCGAUCGCUACGUUCCCCGAUAACACGAUCGUUAACGCGCCACCGUAUCGGAGACCCAUAAUGAUCCAGGUGACACGUUUCAUUAAUUGACAAUUACGAAAAACCCCCUCGAGAGAAUCUUAUAGUUUGUCGUUAGCUGGUUGAUAUACUGGUUGACGCACUGGUUGAUAUACCAGUUGAUAUACUGGUUGUAUGGAACCAGCUUUCCCCUGAUGCUUACCUAAACGUUUAAUCGUGAAUCACGUUUCCUGCGUACCGCACGUCCCCGACGCGUUCAUUUUUCCGCAGCAUCAGAACGGAUUUGUUUUCACAACUGUUACCAGCUCGAUGAAUUCGAAAUUCGACGCCGGAUUCGCCGUUCACAACAUCCUAGGACUCUUGCAAAAAAGCACACGCGUCUACGUGUAUGUAAAUAUACAAGACAGGAUCAAGGAAAAACUAUACCAAGCAAGAGGGGAAAGCGGAGGGACAAUAACUUGCGCUGGUUGUCUCAAUGCCAUUGACGAAGACGAGUUUAUCCAGGCUCUGAACCAGAUAUGGCACAUCGACUGUUUUCGGUGUUCUGCUUGCGACGUUGGUCUCUCAUCGUGGUACUUUGAAAAGGAUGGUUUGCUUUUUUGCAAGGAUGAUUACUGGGCUGCCUAUGGGGAGGCCUGCCAAGGUUGCGGCCAAAUCAUCACAGGUCCUGUUAUGCUGGCAGGAGAUCACAAAUUUCAUCCAGAAUGUUUUGCCUGCAACUCUUGUGGAGCGUUUAUCGGGGAUGGAGAGAGUUACGCGUUGGUUGAAAGGUCCAAACUCUAUUGCGGAUGUUGUUACAAGAGGCAAAUGCAACCAAUCAAUAGGACAGCCAACUGUCCAUUUGCUAGAAAACCGCACAGCAUCAGGCUAGUGGAAAUACCUCCUACCACUUCCGAUUCAGAGAAGCAGAGAGGAAUCAAACUGACAUUAGACACAACUCCUAGUCCUAGAAAUUGUGGAGCUUUGCUUCGUAUAUCAGAGUUAAUGAGAAAUGUUCGUGGAAAGAUCAGUAAGCUGCUGGCCUCUGUGAUGGAGGUUCUAUUUAGGCUAUGCUGCCACUUCUCUAAUCAUAGACUGAAUGUAUCCAGUGAUCUCAUUUCCUUACACAUUGGAGAUCGAAUACUCGAAGUAAAUGGUACACCAGUCAAGGAUCAGCCCAUAGAAAGCAUAGAAAAUCUGAUACAACAUUCGGACACCGUUCUACAGUUGACCAUCGAGCAUGACCCGGAUGCAGUUUCGCGAAGACCCGCCUAUUCUUCGCCGUCCGCGGUUAUGUUGACAUCUAUAGGAAGUCCAAAAACCAGUACGGAGAGCAAAGAACGGUUGUUCAAACGACGGGACGAAGGUUACAUUAGCGGAACACGAAGCAGACAAUUAAGAAGGACGCGAGAUCCUAUGCACAAGGAGCGCAGCAGCUCCAUGUCGAGAUUACUCGAUGGAUCUACAACGAAUCCCACAUGCGACUUGAGCAGAACAAGGUCCUUUCGAGUGGAGCCAAAGAAUCAAAGAAUAUUUCGUGCCAGCGACCUGGUGAAGGGAGAACUUUUGGGCACAGGAUUCUUCGGCCAAGUAUUCAAGGUGACGCACAGAGACACCAACGAGGUCAUGGUAUUGAAAGAAUUGUACAGAGUGGACGAGGAAGCUCAGAAGAAUUUCUUGAAAGAGGUAGCCGUACUGCGGUCAUUGCAUCACAACAACGUUCUCCGAUUCAUUGGGGUGCUUUACAAAGACAAGAAACUCCAUCUGGUCACAGAGUACAUAGCGGGCGGAACUCUGAGAGCUCUGCUCCACGACACGAACGAAGUUCUGCCGUGGGAACAGCGGACGUCCUUCGCGAAAGACAUCGCCGCCGGCAUGGCGUAUCUACAUUCCAUGAACAUCAUUCAUCGAGACUUGAAUUCGCAUAACUGUUUGGUACGCGAAGACAAAACUGUGGUCGUCGCCGAUUUUGGUCUGGCCAGAAUAAUACAGAACGGUAAUUCGCCGGAUAAUCGCAAAUACAGUAGACAUUCCGACGGAGAAGCGAGAACGUCCAAGAAAGAACGGAAGAAAAGGUACACAGUGGUGGGAAAUCCGUAUUGGAUGGCCCCCGAGAUGAUGAAGGGCAACAAGUACGACGAGAAGGUCGACAUAUUCAGUUUCGGCAUCGUUGUGUGCGAGAUCAUAGGGCGAGUCCAAGCUGACCCCGAUUAUCUGCCAAGAUCCUCGGAUUUCGGUCUAAACCAAAAUGUUUUUAAAGAGAAAUUUUGCCUGAAUUGCCCCGAGAUGUUCUACAGGAUAGCAUUCCUCUGCUGCGACUUGAAUCCCGAUAAGAGGCCACCGUUCGAGCUGAUGCAGGUCUGGCUAGAGGGAUUGGCGAUGCAUUUAGCGGUGGGUGCUGAAUUACCGGUGGAUCUGGAGUUCGAUAUCAGGAACUAUACCGGGACCAGUACAAGCACCAGCGAGUCAACCACUCCGGAUACCCUUGCACCGCAACUAAAACCCAUAAAAGAGGGCCAGAUCCAUCAAGAGAAGAAACGGUGCAGCGGAUGCGACGAUAGUACUCUUGAACGCGAGGAAUCUGUCCAGAGUGGUAACACGCUUCAAGUGCCUGACGCGAUCACCUCGAAGGGAAGGUACACAAGACAGAACAGCAAAACGAACGAAUCACCAGGAAACACGAGUCGGUACGCGCGUCAAAAUUCCAGGUCGAAAGACAGCAGCGAGAAGCUCGAUACGAUCGUGUCUCCAGAGACCGGUGGUUUCGCCGGAUGCUUUGCCAGGCAGAAAUCUGUUGAAUCGUCGUCGCGUUUCCCCAACAAUAACAAAGACGACAAAACCUGUUGCACAAAGCAAACCGAACAAUCCGACUGUAAUCUGAAACGAAUACCCACCAUCGAGAAUGUCCGGUACGUAGGCAGAGCUAGUCCGUGCAUUUUAUCGGACACUCCGAACGAAUACACUGUCGACAGCAAAUGCUCGUACAAGGUCAAUAAUAACAUCAACUCGAAACCGGAAAUAGUGAAGACCAAGCUGGAGAAUAAAUUCAAGAUGCCGGAUGCAAGUUCCGUAAGCGCCUACCUGAGGCAAAUCGGCAAAUCCGCGAGCACCACGGAGACGGAGUACAAGCAGGACAGCCAAAGUGGCAACACGGACUCGAAGAAAGCCGGUGAUAGAAGUAACGAGACCCCGAAGUCGGUAGGUUCGUACUUGAGAAGAACAAAGAUCUCGCCUACAAAGGAAACACCAAAGAAUGCAUUUUCGCCGCAGAUUAAUAAUCAAUUUGAAGCUGGUACUUCGCUGCAAUCAAAACUAACCGUAAGCUCGGUGAAAAUGAACGAUAAUGAGCCGAUGAACGAAAGGAUAGUCAGACAGGACAGCAACGCCUCCAACAUCGGUAGCAUUCUGUCCAGACAAGGGAGCCUCACAGUACUAGACUGCUCGGCUAACAAGGACAAGGUUUGCAAAGAGUGUUCUCCUUUGAAUACUUUGCAGAAGGAAGAUACCCAGAAGAACAAGAAUUUGUAUUACACCGACAGCCUCUACUCGAACACGAGCAUCUCGAAGAACGACGAUCUUCUCAUAUACAACGUGCAAACAGAGAUUAACGCCGAGACUAAGAGAAACCACCGUGUCCAGGCCAUCCAAGACCCCUCCGAGUUAGAUUCCGAUCCGAAGAAAUCUGUAUACGACGGCAACAAGCUGCCCAGCUCGUUGGCAGAGUAUAGUGGUUGUUACAAGAAUGUGGAUCUGUGCAGGCAAGACAGCUUCGGCUCCGACAGUGCGGUAGGCACCAUGAGGAGUGAUUUUUUCGCGGAUUUGGACUUUGUUCAGUUAAGGGAUGGCAGACACACGCCGGAUUUGUGCCAUACUCCCGACAGGUGUUGCACGCCUAACCGGGCGACGUCGCCGAUUGAAAGCACAGCCUUGUGAGACCCCGAGAUAGGCCAUAAGGAUGAACAUAAAGAGAGGAAACAAACGAAUCUCACUCCACUAAUUUGAUCUCUGCGAUCUAGCGGCUUAACCCUGAUUAAAGCUGGUAGGAUAACUCGUUAAGAUUUUGAACAUUUCGUAACCAUUUUGAAGCCAUACGAACCAUUCAACAGCCACACAAAGUAUUAUCAACGUGUUUCUAGGUGUUCAGUGUGGCUGCCGCAGUGUCCAACUGAAACCUAUCUCCAUUGGUUUCUACGGUCAUCUUAUGGUCUUCAAAGUAUUUUGGAUACUUCGCGUCUUUUGUCAGAAGGUGCAUUCCCGCGUAAAUCUUGCCUAGCGGUUUUUUCUAUAAGCGCGAGUUCAAUGUAAUUUAUAAGACUAACGAAAGCAUUCCAUCCAGAAUUCUAUCUGAUGCGAUCGAGAUCGGUAGAAGAAACGCGUGCUUGGGAAAGUAGUCCUAAAAUCGCUACACCGAUCGAUGUCAAUUCUCAUCGGCGUACCCUCCACCGUUUCUCCUAUAAUCUUUUUUCGAAGUAUGGGAUUUCUUAUUACACUUCGAAGCUGUAAACAUUCUGUAGAGUCAGUUUGUAGAAUAGAAAAUGUAAAAAAUUAUAUCUUUUAUCGGAUACGAGGAUGUACAUCGUACUGUAAAAUAUUAUCUGCGUAUAGAACGAUGCCAUGUGUGGUGUGCAUGUACAGAAGAUUGAGACACGUAUGAAAAGUCGAGACACGUCAAUUAUAUCUUUGUUAUACGUCUCGAAGAACAAGCCAGAUCAGUUUGAUAUUUGAUUCUUUCGUUUUGACGUUUCCAAGUUGCUCGUUGAACUCUUUCCAGCAUCUGUUAUCUCUCUCUCUCUCUCUCUCUCUCUCUCUCUCUCUCACACACACACACACACACACACACACACACACACACACACAUACAUACUUCGUCCUCUUCUUUUAUUAUUUAUUUUCAUCGGUAGUUGGAUACUAGCAGUUCUUACUCGUAGCAAAGAUAUAAGUGAUGUUGAACUAAAUAGUUUGGUGUGUAUAAUACGAAGAAUGUACAUAUAGUUUUGUAUAUAUAUAUAUACUCCAAGAUUCGUCACGUUCAAAACACUGUUUACAAAACAUAUAUUUAAUAGUAACAAAAAAAAGAAGCUUUAUAUUGAUAAUGUAGAGACGGAAAGUUCUUUUGAUACUAUUAAACGAAAACAUACUUCUAUUCUAAUCGAAA
Messenger RNA from Megalopta genalis, 5366 nucleotides. It is a transcript of the gene LIMK1, whose product is annotated as LIM domain kinase 1. Gene Ontology annotation, molecular function: protein binding; protein serine/threonine kinase activity; ATP binding. NCBI's taxonomy places the organism in Eukaryota, Metazoa, Arthropoda, Insecta, Hymenoptera, Halictidae. Gene Ontology annotation, cellular component: cytoplasm; nucleus. Gene Ontology annotation, biological process: actin cytoskeleton organization; protein phosphorylation. The record is from RefSeq and is a predicted model, not a curated record.